Ceutorhynchus assimilis (cabbage seed weevil) is the source of this 333-nucleotide messenger RNA. The record is from the annotation of a GenBank genome assembly. Lineage: Eukaryota; Metazoa; Arthropoda; Insecta; Coleoptera; Curculionidae.
AUGGCAACCGACCCAGCAUCCGCUAACGAAUUUAAAUCUCUUAUUAAAAAAAGGGGUUGUAUAAAAGGAAAAUUAACUAACUUUGCUAAUUAUGUUGCUAAAAUUCAAGGCUUAAAAAAUGCGGGGUCUGAAAUAAAAGAUUCAGAUAAGGUUCAAUUUCAAGAACGUUUAAAUAAAAUUGUGAAUUUGUAUGAUGACUCUUUUGAGCCAGUUCAAGUUGAAAUUGAGCAACUCGCCCUUGAUUUAAAUGAACAAAUAAAUUUGAAGACGAAUUUUAUACAAAUAUUGCAGAAGCAAAGGUUUUGCUCAAUGAGAUUGAACCCUUUAUAUUAG